UUUUUUUUUUUUUUUUUCUAUUCUGUCUUUAGUAUGCCAGAUAAUGUUGAUGUAUUUUGUUUAAUAGGCAUUGUCUAUAUUAUAAUUUGCUUCAUUAUCAAUCAACAUAAAGUAGAAGCUUUAGAAAGUCCUGUUAAGUUUAAAGGACAUUUAGUAAAAGGAUCAAAGGCAGCUGUAGCUGUUGAGGCUGAAGAAUGCUCGAAUGUUGGCAUUGAAAUUUUAAAAAAGGGCGGGAAUGCUGUAGAUGCAGCUAUUGCUUCUACUUUAUGUAUUGGUGUUAUUCAUAGCUUUGCAACUGGUGGAUUCAUGCUGAUUCGAUCCCCGAAUGGUACGUUUGAAUAUAUUGAUUUUAGAGAAACUGCACCUAUGGCAGCUAAAAAAGAUAUGUUUAUACAUAAUCCUUUGUUGGCUCAGAUUGGAGGUUUAUCAGUUGCAGUUCCUGGUGAAAUAAGAGGUUUGGAAUUAGCCCAUCAAAGACAUGGUAAAUUAUCUUGGUAUGAGUUAUUUGAACCAUCUAUUCGUAUUGCACGUAAUGGAUUCAAGGCAACAGAAUUAUUAGAAAUACGUGUCAAGGAGGCUGAAGAUUGGAUGAAGAAUUCAAUUGAGUGGUCAAAGGUUUACUUUCAUAAUGGUAAACCCAUUAAAAAGGGUGAUAUCGUCAAACGUCCCAAUCUUGCCAAUACACUUGAUAUCAUUGCUCAACAAGGUGCUGAUGCCUUUUAUAAGGGAGAAAUUGCUCAUCAACUCGUUGAUACUGUUCAAUCUCAUGGCGGUAUCCUUACCCUUCAAGAUCUCGAAAAUUAUCAAGCUAUAAUACGAAAACCAUUAUACGGCUUUUAUCAUGGUCGUAAAGUGAUCACUACCUCUGAACCUACAAGUGGCCCUGUUCUUUUAAGUGUUCUCAAUUUAAUUGAGAGAUUUGAGUUUAAUAAUCAUGAACAUAAAAGUUUAGAUGUUCAUAGGUUAAUAGAAGCAUUCAAGUUUGGAUAUGCCUUUAGAACUGAAUUAGCUGAUCCAGACGUAAUUCAUCAUCCAGAGAGAAUUCAAGAGAUGAUUUCAAAGGACUAUGCAGCUUAUAUUCGACAUCAAAUAACAGAUAAUAGUACUCAUGAACCUCUUUAUUAUCAUCCAAAAUUCGAUCAUAUUGAUUCUCAUGGAACUAUGCAUUUAUCAGUUGUAGAUGAAGAGAAUGGUGCUGUAGCUUUAACUUCCACUAUUAAUUUGGCUUUUGGAUCACAUAUUAUGGACCCAACAACAGGAAUUAUUCUAAAUGAUGAAAUGGAUGAUUUUUCUAUUCCAGGUAUACAAAACAUGUUUGGUUUAUACCCAAGUAAAUACAAUUAUGCUAGUCCAGGAAAAAGACCGCUUUCUUCUAUUACACCAACAAUAAUUGAAAAAGAUACUAAAUUUGAGUUAGCUAUUGGUGCAUCAGGCGGAUCAUUCAUACCUACUGCCACUUUAAAUGUAAGUUUUGAGUUAUGAAAGGAAAUAUAUAUAUACAUAUUUGUUUUAUGAUAUAUAUAUUCUUGUAGUCUAUUAUCAAUAUCUUGGAUUAUGGAAAAGAUCUUUACAAGGCAAUUGCUUCACCUCGUAUUCACCAUCAACUGUUACCUAACAUGGCUGUCCUUGAACAUGGUUAUUCAACUAUAAUUAAAAAGGAUCUUGAGGUAAAGAAUCAUAGUAUCUUUGAAUUACCUCCUAUUAUGUGUGUUUCUGCUGUACAAGCAGUAAGACGUAUGUCUGAUGGGACUGUUGAAGCUGCAAGUGAUCCUCGAAAAACGGGUCUUGCAGCAGCAUAUUAAAAAAAAAUUAAAAUACUACAUUCAUAUAUUUAUUAUUAAUUAUUACAUAAUGAAAAAAAAAA
This is a messenger RNA of Cokeromyces recurvatus, 1864 nucleotides long. RefSeq names its product gamma-glutamyltransferase. Bases 34 to 1482 code for a protein of 482 amino acids. Gene Ontology annotation, biological process: glutathione catabolic process. Gene Ontology annotation, molecular function: glutathione gamma-glutamate hydrolase. The record is from RefSeq and is a predicted model, not a curated record. The transcript is spliced from 10 exons. Lineage: Eukaryota; Fungi; Mucoromycota; Mucoromycetes; Mucorales; Mucoraceae. Gene Ontology annotation, cellular component: plasma membrane.